Messenger RNA from Durio zibethinus, 1782 nucleotides. Its product is annotated as phosphoglycerate mutase-like protein AT74H. Lineage: Eukaryota; Viridiplantae; Streptophyta; Magnoliopsida; Malvales; Malvaceae. The record is from RefSeq and is a predicted model, not a curated record. Gene Ontology annotation, molecular function: catalytic activity.
CAAUAAAUUUCUAUGGUCCUCUUUGCCAAACGAGCUGAUCAAAUUUGCCAAGUUCACCUAAAUUAGAUUGUGAGUUUGUGACCACAACUUUAUAACACUUAAAUCGCGUUUGAAAAAGCUAUAAUUCUCCUCCAUAUUGGUAAGUAUGGCCACUCUUACUUUCGCACCAUCCCCAGCAUCAUAUCUCCAUCGUUCGCAAAGAAAACUACCUAGUUUCAAUCCUAUUCAAUGCCUUGGGACUCCAAAAGAGGCCAUUCAGAUCUCUAGUAAUGGACAUGCCACUAGUUUUCCUGAAAAGGGUCUUUUAACACGCCCGGUGACAUCAUCACCUCCUCCUAGGCCUCGUCGGAUAAUCUUGGUAAGGCAUGGACAGAGUGAAGGGAACGUGGAUGAGAGUGUCUACACAAGAGUUGCUGAUCCAAAGAUUUCGUUGACCGAGAAAGGCAAGGCUGAGGCUGAGGAAUGUGGUUGGAGAAUAAAGGAAAUGAUUCAGAAAGAUGGAGCUGCUGAUUGGAAGGUCUAUUUCUAUGUGUCACCAUAUAAACGAACACUUGAAACACUUCAGCACUUGGGUCGUGUAUUUGAGCGUUCGAGAAUUGCUGGCAUGAGAGAAGAGCCUCGUAUCCGCGAGCAGGACUUUGGGAAUUUUCAGGAUAGAGAGAAAAUGAGAGUUGACAAAGCUCUUCGUCUGCGUUAUGGUCGUUUCUUUUACCGCUUUCCCAAUGGAGAAUCUGCAGCAGAUGUUUAUGACAGAAUUACAGGAUUCAGAGAAACACUUAGGGCAGAUAUUGACAUUGGACGCUUUCAGCCACCAGGCGAGCGAAGCCCAAACAUGAACGUGAUUAUUGUGUCACAUGGCCUAGCUUUGCGUGUGUUUCUGAUGAGGUGGUAUAAAUGGACUGUGGAACAAUUUGAAAGACUCAAUAACAUGGGCAAUGGUAACUUAAUUGUCAUGGAAAAAGGUUAUGGUGGAAGAUACAGCUUGUUAAUGCAUCACAGUGAAGAAGAGCUAAGAAAGUUUGGAUUGACAGAUGAAAUGCUGAUUGAUCAAGAAUGGCAAAAGACUGCAAGACCAGGAGAACUGAAUUAUGACUGUCCAGUGGUAAAUUCUUUCUUCACUCACUUUGAAGAUGAGGGCUGCACAACAUGACUAAAGGGAAGACAUAUAAUUAUUAGCAUUCAAAUUUUCACCAUACAACGGGAAGCAGCUGAAGAUUAUUACUAGACAGACUAAAGGCCAGACAAUCUGAGCAAAAGACCUUAAGCCUGCGGAGGGUUUUGCUUCAUGAACAUCAUGAUUCUGCCAAGGGAUGAUUGUAAUGUUAUAUUAGUCAUUCUUGCAGGGAUUUUGAUGAAAUGAGAGGCAAUGCCAGCGUGCUAUAGCCAUUAUUCUUAGGACAAUGUAGCAAAAGGCCUUGGCAGGAAGGACAUUGAAUCAACAAAAGAGAAAAUUUACAUGCUGAUUUGUCCCUAAAAUGAGUAGCAAUUUAGAAUAAAACUGUGGUUGUCCAUUGAAAAUUGGGACUCAUGGUUAACAAAUAGUUAUCCUGGGUGUAUCUGUUUGGUCUAUUAUUUGAAUUAUGAACAAUUUUCAAUUAACAAAGAGGAAAACAGCAUUAUGCGUAUAGUAUAUGUGAUAGGGCCCAAAAUGGUGCUGAAGAGUCUUUGGAGCCUCCUUCGAUACACCUUCUAAUUUCCUUUUCAAGUUAACUAGCUGUCAUAGGUGAAGACACACCGCAAGAUAUAAAGAAAAUAGAAUUAUUGGAUUAAUAAUAUUAGAUU